CUCCCGAGUGAUGCAAUGUUUUGGUUUGGAGAUUGGGAUUACCUGGUAGUCCAGGGGCCAAAGGUGGACCUGGAGUUCAAGGUGAGCCUGGUCCCAGAGGUCAUGCCGGCAUGUCCAGAGGGAGACCGAGGUCAGCGCGGUCCAGUGGCUCCACAAGGAUUAGUCGGAAAGGCUGGAAGCAAAGGAGAGAGAGGACCGAUGGGUGUUCCAGGUGCUCAAGGUCUGAGUGGAACCAAAGGAGACAAGGCCCCCCGGAUGUCUGGUGCCCAAUUUGGAGAUCCACAGGAGCUCUGCCCUGUGACGUUGGGCGAGGCUCCAUUUAGGAUCCGUCUCUGCGACAGUCACCCGGACGGAAGACCAUCCGUGCAGGAGGAAAUGCUGAACCAGAUUUUGAAGGGCCUCAACUUCUUCCGGUGUCAAAUUGGGAGCGACCGCAGGUGCGCAGCCCGAACCGGACACGGAAAGCCCAUCGGACCGGACCAUAGCCUGGAAUUCCGGAGGCAUAAGUCCAGUGUCCCGGGGAACAAAUGUGACCAAUCGGGGGACUCCUGAGGAAGCAUCUCCCCAGGGAGCGUCUUCCGCAAAAGGUAUGAAGCUGGAGCGGGGAUGAGACGGGGGUAGCGGCGGCCACAGGAGAGAUGCUUGGGGACAGCAUCGAAGCAAGAUCCUGUCCCUGUUCCUGGUCCUGAAGAUCAAUGAGGAGGGGCGAAUGAAGCGUGGGCCCCAUUGGUGAUCCCAGAGGAAGUAGCCUGCGACGUGCAGGAAUGGGCCGGGUCGGGAGAUCCUCACCGAUGCUGUCUUUGGCGGGUCUGCUGUCCGGAGCUCGGCGCGUGGUCAUCCUCUGCUCCUUGGGAGGUUCCGCCACUGCAGGAGUCGGCGGCCGGCGAGGAAGGAAGAUGGGGGCCAUCCGGAUUGGAGGGAUUGCUGGACGGUCCGCCUCGGGAGACCAAUCUGGGGCGACAGCGUCGGUGCUGGUAGCCACCGAAGCCCGAGUGACUAUCUGAGCUGGGGGGCUUCUUGCCCGUGCCAAGUCAGGAGCCCCAACUGGGCCCAUAGGGUCAGUGAGGGUACCCACCGAUACCAGGGUGGUAGUCUGGACCGGUAUAGACCGGGCCGGGUGUACCACCUCCGGUGCCGGGGUGGCAGCCUGGACUGGUAAGGGCUGGGCCGGGCGUGCCCCCCCAGCGUUGACAGAGGGGUCGGCAAAGGCUGCGACAAUGAGGGCCUCGGCCUGCUUGAGGGUGUCCCCCAACAAUCUCUUCCCCAAGUGUUUUU
This is a messenger RNA of Entelurus aequoreus (snake pipefish), 1275 nucleotides long. Its product is annotated as collagen alpha-2(I) chain-like. The transcript has 10 exons. Bases 16 to 552 code for a protein of 178 amino acids. The record is from RefSeq and is a predicted model, not a curated record. Lineage: Eukaryota; Metazoa; Chordata; Actinopteri; Syngnathiformes; Syngnathidae.